Thlaspi arvense is the source of this 627-nucleotide messenger RNA. Lineage: Eukaryota; Viridiplantae; Streptophyta; Magnoliopsida; Brassicales; Brassicaceae. The record is from the annotation of a GenBank genome assembly.
AUGAUCUUUCGAAGCAUUACUGCUUUGAAGUAUUACAUACAGACUGGGUUGGACUCAUUGGAAGAUUCUAGGAAAAUAUUACUCGAUAGACUUCUGGAAAUUGAUCAGACCAUGGAAAGUCCAAGAGAGGAGGACAUUGAACGUGUGAGAUACUGUCCAAACUGCCAACCCAAUGGGGAAGGUCUCACUUGUGUUCAUUGUGAACUAGAUGAAUUAUUUCAGGCCUAUGAGGCGAGGCUAUUUCGUCUUAACAAGGGACAAGAUGGAGGGCUUAUUACAUCUGCUGAGGAGGCAGUGGACUUGCAAAAGAAGAAGUCUGCUCUAAACCGUUUUUAUUGGACAUUGUCCCGUGAUAAGAAUUCAUCUUCAUCAAGUGCCAAAUAUGAAGAUAAUGGAGGGAAGAGGGAUGCUGGGGAAAAAGUAUUGGGCAUGCGGAAGGAGUAUGCACAAGCAAGGUCCUUAGCAAUUGCUCAGGCUCAGAUUGCGCUUAAGGAGAAUGAUGAUGAUAAAUCUAUUGAUGCCUUAAGUCUGGGAGAAUUGGAGGCAGCUAGUGUCGAAAAUUCUAGUGAAAAGUUCCUGGCCUUGAACUCAUUAUCACGUAUAAAAGGACAACUUCGAUAUCUGAAG